Molecule: messenger RNA, 1142 nt
Organism: Haliotis rubra (blacklip abalone)
Lineage: Eukaryota; Metazoa; Mollusca; Gastropoda; Lepetellida; Haliotidae
Product: vitelline envelope sperm lysin receptor-like
Exons: 10
Coding region: 87-1097 (336 amino acids)
Source: RefSeq, a predicted model, not a curated record
CCGCGGUAUAUAUAAACGGGCAUGACGCGCUCACUCAGAACACGUGCCGAAUUUGAGCUGAGACAGUUGCGUCCUCAAAGACGAAAAUGUCCGCUCGUAUGGCUAUCUUGGCGAUUCUUAGCUUCAUGGCUACCACCGAGGCAGUUGUUCCACCGGGAAAUAUAAUGGACAUUUCGCCUGCAUGUGGCAGUAAUGGUGUCGGUGACGCCUUGGUGACGCUUGUCACCGACAUGGAAACUGGAGCUAAGGCCGUCUGUGCAGGGGAUAAGACGGUGAACUUUGUCUCCAGCAAUGGCGUGGAAUUCACGUUACCGGUGUCGUACCCAGUUGCAGGUGGGGGAUCUUCCCCUUGUAAAUUUGUGAAAAAGAAGGACGCACUGGUGUUCACCAUCCGAGUGCAGGUGGGGUACGGUCGUCGUGGCAGUCGCCUCGUCCAGCAUGAUGAACGCUACACAAUAACCUGCUCCUUUCAGCCAGGCGCCUCCAAAGAAAGUGGUUUGCUGUCUAUUAAACCCGGAUUCAAACCACCAAAAGUGAUCGCCGGGAAUAAGCCGCCUGUGAGUAAGUCUUCAAUCCAUUUGUACGUCGUUGAUGUCAUCGGGAGGAAACUUGGUGCCUCCGCACCAGCAGGCAAGAUGGUGAGAUUGAAGGCAGUCACUCUCGGACUAAAGGACAAAGGCCUCCGUGCCGAAUCGUGCGAUGCUAUGAAUGCGAAGGGUGGCAGGUAUCCUGUUCUGAGAUCGGGAUGUGGAAAUGGAAUGGUUUUAAAGAAGACAAAAGGCUUCCUUACUAUUGGGAAGACCACCUACAGUUAUUUCUUUAAGCUCUUCACUGUCAAUGGGGAUCCGUCUCUCAGUUUUGUGUGUAACUUCACGGUGUGUGAUACAAAAUGUAAUGGGCCGUCGUGUUUUGCGAAGGCAUCGGGACGCAGACGCCGAGAUCAGCCAGGUGAGAGUAUUGGAACAUUUCUGUUGGGUUCGAAGGGCCAUGUCGCGAACGCAGUGACGUUGACUAGUGAUCCUGUUAACGUCCAGAAGAUAAUGGCCCCAGUUCAACUGCUCAAAGCUCACCGGCCACGUGUUCAACGCAACCAGUAAACUGUACCUAAUUGGUGGUUGGGUUAAUAAAAUUAUAAAAAAACA